AUAACUUUACGUCUGUGGGUGUACAUAUAUAUAUGGGUUUGAUUAUUAUAUAAUGAUAAUUUGGUGUUUGUGUUGAUACCCAUCUUCCAUCUUCGUCCGUUUCUUGGUUCUCUCUGCCACCAAUCUAUCUCUCCUUUCUUCUCCUUCUCCUUUGGAUGGCUCUUUCUGGGGUUCAUGAAGAUAGAGGAAAGUUGAGGAUUUAUGAGAGUUUGGAUGAGCUUGGAACUGAUUUGGCUGACUACGUUGCUGAAUUAUCUGAGGCGUCAGUAAAGGAGCGAGGUGUCUUUGCCAUAGCCUUAUCCGGUGGUACUCUAAUUAGCUUAAUGGGGAAACUCUGUGAGGCCCCUUAUAACAAGACUGUAGAUUGGGCUAAAUGGUAUAUAUUUUGGGUGGAUGAACGUGUGGUGGCGAAAAAUCAUGCUGAUAGCAACUAUAAGCUAGCUAAGGAUGGUCUUCUUUCCAAGGUUCCAAUAGUACCCAGUCAUGUGUAUUCUAUCAAUGAUUCAGUGUCAGCAGAGGAGGCCGCCAAUGAAUAUGAGUUUGUCAUCCGACAGUUGGUGAAAACACGGACUGUCAGUGUGUCUGAUAUCAGUGACUGCCCCAAGUUUGAUCUCAUCCUCCUAGGAAUGGGGCCAGAUGGACAUGUUGCCUCACUAUUUCCUGACCAGUCCGUGCUUGAUGAGAAAGAUGAAUGGGUAACGUUCAUCACCAAUUCCCCUAAGCCACCGCCCGAGAGGAUCACCUUUACUUUGCCUGUCAUUAACUCGGCAUCAAAUGUGGCCGUAGUUGUCACUGGUGAGAGCAAGGCAGAGGCUGUGCACUUGGCGAUAGAUAGUUUGGGACCCGAUGACCCAUUAUUGCCUGCGCGGAUGGUCCAAACAACUAAGGGGAAGUUGGUCUGGUUUCUGGACAAGCCUGCGGCAGAGCAACUCGACGGUUCUCAAUUUUCCAAGUAGGGUCAAGUUCAGGUUUCCUCAGUGUAAGUUUGUAUGUAGUGGAGGAAUUCUACGCUUGUGGAUCCUUUAUCUUCCAUUAGUUAAUGCCGUUCUUUUUUCUUUUUUUUUUCCUUAUUGCUUGCUUUCCAUUUUGGCCUUUCAUCCUCUCCUCCAGGGAGCUGGGGAAGUGCGAUUAUCCUUUCUGUAGAGGUUAAUAAAGAUCAGACCUCAAUGCAGAAUACCUCUGUUUCUGUUCUGUUUCUUCUAGGAGCACCAAAGAACAGAUGGGAGAUUUACGGGAAGCCGUACCUGUCGGAGUAUUGAAAACAAUCCCUUUUGUUCAUAGUGGAUAGUUUUCAUAAUGUUAUUAUGUCACA
Molecule: messenger RNA, 1312 nt
Organism: Tripterygium wilfordii
Lineage: Eukaryota; Viridiplantae; Streptophyta; Magnoliopsida; Celastrales; Celastraceae
Product: probable 6-phosphogluconolactonase 1
Exons: 4
Coding region: 156-956 (266 amino acids)
Biological process (GO): carbohydrate metabolic process; pentose-phosphate shunt
Molecular function (GO): 6-phosphogluconolactonase activity
Source: RefSeq, a predicted model, not a curated record